Messenger RNA from Cantharellus anzutake, 207 nucleotides. RefSeq lists its product as uncharacterized. The transcript has a single exon. The record is from RefSeq and is a predicted model, not a curated record. The annotation marks the transcript as partial. NCBI's taxonomy places the organism in Eukaryota, Fungi, Basidiomycota, Agaricomycetes, Cantharellales, Hydnaceae.
CAGCUGCCAUUGCUCCCCGCUUUUUGCAUUACGGACUACAAAUCUCAAGGGAAGACUCUACCCAAAGUUAUCCUUGACUUGGAGAGCGCACGCUCCAUCCAAUCGGCUUAUGUGAUGCUUUCACGAGCUACAGGUUUCAUAAAUUUGCUAAUCUUGCGGCCUUUCAACUCCAGAUGGAUCAUUUCUCACAUGAGUGGAGACUUGCGC